This is a messenger RNA of Cuculus canorus (common cuckoo), 331 nucleotides long. Its product is annotated as cytochrome c oxidase subunit 7A1, mitochondrial-like. The record is from RefSeq and is a predicted model, not a curated record. The transcript has 4 exons. Bases 50 to 289 code for a protein of 79 amino acids. Gene Ontology annotation, biological process: mitochondrial electron transport, cytochrome c to oxygen; regulation of oxidative phosphorylation; mitochondrial respirasome assembly. NCBI's taxonomy places the organism in Eukaryota, Metazoa, Chordata, Aves, Cuculiformes, Cuculidae.
GUCCCCCCCCCGUGUGUCCUUCGUGGUGGCAAAGGACAUCGCGCUGAGCAUGAGGGUCCUGCGGGCCGCCCCCCUGCGCUCCAUUGGGGUCUUUCCCCCCCCCCGACACCUCCACAAUCGCGUUGCGGAGCACCAGAAACUGUUCCAGGAGGACAAUGGGCUCCCGGUGCAUCUUAAAGGAGGUGCGAUGGACGCUGCGCUCUAUCGGUUCACGACAUUGGUGUGCAGUGCUGGCACCCUGUACUCGCUGUGGUCACUGGUGCAGGCGUCGAGGCCCAAGAAGAACUGAGGGGGGGGGACCGGACCCCCCCAAAUAAAAGGCUGUAGAGAA